AUGGCGAUCGAGAUAGCAGCGAUGGAUGCCGACGCAAGGUCCACAACAAAGAGGGUCUCUUACGUUCUUCCUCCCUGUCUCUCUCCUCCGACGACGUUCGGCCUUCCGCCAUUGGGCGCCGAUCGUAACUACAACACGGGUCCACUUCUCAUCCCACCUUCGCGCACACAUUCUUCUACCAAUCGCUCCAACAACCACACCUCUGCUGCAUCUUCCUCCUCCUCCUCGUCCAUCGCGUCUUUGUCCGCUGCGUCUGCAUCUACCAAUUCCACGCAGUCUAACGCUCCGCUCUCUUCUCAUCCUCAGCACUCGCUCGCCGUCUCGUCCCUCGCCAUAGACACAACAACCUGCCUUGCUAACUCAGCAGAUGACGAUGACAACGAUCGCGAUGAUAUCGACCGUCACUACGACAGCGAUUUGAAUCACUCAGUCAACGACCGUGAGACCGUUCCUCCAGGCAUCCUCUACACGGGUGGUCGCGACGGUCUUGUUGGUGCUUGGGAGCUAGGUCUGCCCAUGCGCAAGAGAAGCGCACAGCGCCUUGAAGGCCAUGAUGGCUCCUCUUCGGCCUGGUCAGACGUCCACCAAGACGAAUCUGGGAUCGGCCUGCUUGCAGAUACGUCCGCUUUUUUCGCCGGCACCGACACCUAUUGGCAAGCCGACCCGUUCCGAGCCCAUCGCGCCAGGCCGACACGAUUCCGCCAAUGCGUGCAAUCACACACGGACUGGAUCAACGACAUCAUUCUCUGCAACCAGAACCAGACCCUCAUCUCGGCGUCCUCCGACCGUACCGUCAAGGUCUGGAAUCCUCACGACCCUCACCACAGCCUUAGCCCGCACGUCCUUGGCACUCACAAGGACUACGUCAAGGCGCUCGCACAUGCCUCGGAAUCCGGCUAUGUAGCCAGCGGUGGCUUUGACAAGUGCAUCAAGCUAUGGGACAUUCGUGAGGCGAGAGCAGCACCCAUGCUCGAGCUCGAUGACAAAGCCGUCAAAACGUCGGUCUACGCGCUCAGCGUCAACCCGAGCGGCUCUGUCAUCGCUGUCGGCUCGCCCGAACAGCACGUCAAGGUCUGGGAUCCACGCAGCGGCAAGAAAUGUGCAGAACUGGUCGGUCAUACAGACAAUGUCCGCGCCGUCCUCGUCAGCGAAGAUGGCCGUUUCCUCUUGUCCGGCUCUGCUGAUUCCACCGUACGGCUCUGGUCGCUCGGUGAACAGCGAUGUUUGCACACGUUCACGCAUCAUGACGACUCAGUGUGGUCGCUGUUCUCAGACCAUCCUACGCUCGACGUCUUUUACUCGGGAGACCGCCAGGGCUACGUCUGCAAGGUCGACUGGGAGCGCUGCGCCGAAGUCAGCGAGGGCGAGUGUGUGGUUCUAUGCCAAGAGCGAGAUCCCACGCUGGAUGACGACGGACCUGAACAAGACGACGAGAUGCCACACCAUCCCCCCGACUUGCACAGGCGCGAUGCCAAGUGCGGCAUUCAAAAGAUUGUCGCGCUCGACGAUACCUACUUCUGGACGGCGACGGGACAGACCAGCGUUAACCGCUGGCGAGACGUGCCGCGUCGAUCUGAGCGCGAAGCCAUCUAUCCCAUUGGUGGCUUGCAUGCGCGAUCGCGCGAGCUUCAUCAUCGCAACUCGUUUGGUAGCCCUAGUCUGACUCGACACAGCACUGACGUAGGUCGCUCGCCCGACUCCGCACAUGCUUUGCACCCAACAUCGGUGACCUUCGCCGAGCCAGCGCCGGGAUCAUUCCGUCGCAACUCGUCUGCGCUUAGUCACGGGAGUGCCACUGCAGCUGCUGCUACUUCGGGCUCUUCUGCCACCACACUUUCGGCCUUGCAGACCGGCAUGGACCUUCCGCCGACGGACGUCCCGCUUGCCGCUACGCUCCAUGGCAUCCCUUUUGACAGCCUCGUCAGUCUUGAUCCCGUCAGCGAUCCGUACGGCGAUAAGAUUGGGCUCGGCAGCGUCAGCGUUCGUGAUCCACGUGGCCAUGCGGACGACUCCUUGUUCAGCGCAGCUCCUCUGCGCUCCUUUGCCAGUCGCAUGUCGAUGGACCAGUCGAGCAUCAUGAUCCCCGCUGCAGCCACGAAGUCGCCCCUUGUGACACCCAUCAAUCCUCACUUGGCUCAUAUUCAGGCGAUGGACUCGCCCCACCGUCCGGCCAGCACACGGUCUGCCAGCCUCCGCUUUGCCCCUACGGAUCAGCUGUACGAGCCAGAAGGUCUUUCCAAGUCGUGGGAGAGCGAUUCUGACGCUGAAGCUGCCACUCCCAAUAGGCAGAUGGCCGAGAGCGGGCAUGUCGGUGCUGACGGGACUACCGACGAAGAUACGCACGAGGACGACGAAGACGAUCGAGCUUACCAGGCUCGGCUAGCGUUCGAGGACCGCGAGCUGGCACAGGAGGCUACGCCGUUGCGGCACAAGCCCGAUGCGGUGAUUCGAGGCUCGCACGGUCUGAUCCGCUCGUCGAUGCUCAAUGACCGUCGCCACGUCAUCACCAUCGACAGUACCGGCGCGGUCAUGUUGUGGGACAUUGUCAAAGGCAUUUGCAUCGGCGAUUUUGACCGUGACGAGGUGGAAAAGGCUGCGCUCGAGUCCGACCUGAUUCCAUACACCUUCAUGCGCAAAUGGCGGCCCGAGCAGACACCCGGCGACACGCUCGAGGUGGUCAAGGAGCGCAUCGAGGGACAAGGCGUCACACCGCUCUGGUGUUCGGCAGAGACGAGGAGUGGCGCUCUCACGGUUCACAUUGAAGAGCCUCGCUGCUUCGAAGCCGAGUUUUACAUUGACGAGUUUGCCGACUGCGUCGAUCCUACCAAUUUCAAAGAGGAUCAGCGUGGCCAGGUCGCGCGCUGGCUGCUGCGUAAUCUGUUCUCCGGCUUCGUGAAAGCAGAGAGCGAAUUGCGGCAUGCUUCGAUUGAUGAAAACGGAUCUCGCCUGCCGCCAGAGACGCCGGCCUGGGACAAGAUCGCACGUGCGCAGAGGAACGGUCCUUUUACACCUGGAAUGACUAUGGGCUUGGCGACUCCGGCCAAGACGGCUGCGUUGACGUCGCACGCUUCCAACCCGCUCUACUUGGGCUCGGCACAGAAGACUGGCGGCACCGAUCAUAGUGGUGAACGCACAGCUCUGCCUACAUCGUCCACAUUGACGGGAGAUGCCGGGCAGGCUUCCGGCGACUACUUCUCAGUCCAAGGUUCAACGCCUGCAAGCAAAGUGCGGCCGCAGACACCGGGAGCAAGGACGAGGGAAGCGUCUACGGUGGGAGGAGACGAAAUCAAUGGCAACGCUGUGACGCCCGGCGUGGGUACGGGCAAUGUCGCGGGGGGUGGAAGUGGGUUCAUGAACAAGUUCCGAUUCGGCAAGAACAAGACGGACAAGGCGGACGCUCAGGCGGAUUCAUUCGACGAGGCUGCAAAAAAGACACGCGAAGCUGCUGCUGCUGCAAACACGGCAGACGACCUCGACGGGUCACGCAAAGCGCUCACGCACACACAGAUGCUGGACGAGCUGUUCGGUAAGCCGCUUGCGCCCGCUUCAUCCAACGAGAUGCCGAAGCUGCCUCUGCCGCAGGAUACAGCCGUGAUCAUUUCGCAAUCGUCUGCAGACGCGGGCUCAUGGGAGGCUGUCUAUCGUGGACUGGUCAGCUGCACGGGCGACGAUACCGAGGUGCUCGAGCAGACGGCGCCUAUGUGGCUGCUCGACUGUCUGCUCAACAAUCAUGUGGUCUCGAGGGAACCAGUUAAGCUCAGCUUCACCUUGUCGCCCUGGAAGCCGGCGGAGACACACUCGGACGGGUUCGGUGGGUACGAUUUGAACACUGUGCAACCCAUGCCGGAGCUGCCGACGGGCAACGCGCGGUUGACAGCGACGCGGUGUCUGCGGGUCAAGAAGGCGUGCUUGUACGUGGCGGAGAAGCUGGAGCUUUCGCCACCGCGGUCCAGGACGGCGAGCAUCAAUGCUAGUCGCAGGUCGUCGGUUGAUACGGGUGGCGCUAACGGAGUUGUUGGGGCGAAGCGGGCGUCUGGCGUGCCACAGCAUCAUGUGACGGCGGGGAUCGCGGCGGGGUUGAGCAUGACGCGCGCUGACUCGCCGACUGGGCACGAUCAGGAGGGCUACGAUGGUGCGGAGGAGGUACACGUGGCACCGCAGGACAUGAUCGAGAUCCUGUGCAACGACGUGGUGCUGCCGCUGAGCGUGACGCUGGCCCAGUGUCAGAGGUUCUUUUGGAGGUCUGGUGGGGAUAUCAGGUUGGAGUAUCGGAUGAAGAAGCUGGCUUGA
Molecule: messenger RNA, 4290 nt
Organism: Sporisorium graminicola
Lineage: Eukaryota; Fungi; Basidiomycota; Ustilaginomycetes; Ustilaginales; Ustilaginaceae
Exons: 1
Coding region: 1-4290 (1429 amino acids)
Biological process (GO): double-strand break repair via homologous recombination; protein deubiquitination
Molecular function (GO): ubiquitin binding
Source: RefSeq, a predicted model, not a curated record